Leptinotarsa decemlineata (Colorado potato beetle) is the source of this 1493-nucleotide messenger RNA. It is a transcript of the gene Alg1, whose product is annotated as ALG1, chitobiosyldiphosphodolichol beta-mannosyltransferase. Gene Ontology annotation, cellular component: endoplasmic reticulum. NCBI's taxonomy places the organism in Eukaryota, Metazoa, Arthropoda, Insecta, Coleoptera, Chrysomelidae. Gene Ontology annotation, molecular function: mannosyltransferase activity. The record is from RefSeq and is a predicted model, not a curated record.
AAACGCAAAAAAUCUGAAUUGAUUAUAAUCUGAGGCAUAAUUUGAAUAUGUAUCAAUUUGAGUUAUCUAUUAAUCUUUAAUAGAUAUCUGUAUUUUACUCAAAUAUCAGACAUCACCACAUACAGUGAUUAAUUUUAUCUACUGGUGAAAAUAAAUAAGUAUGGCAUGCAAAAGCAAAAAUAUUUGUAUUGUAGUGUUAGGUGACAUAGGGAGAAGCCCUAGAAUGCAAUACCAUUCUCUGUCUUUAGCAGAUUUGGGGCACAAAGUUGAUAUAUUAGGAUAUGGUGAAACUGAUCCUUUGGACGAAGUCAAGAAGUCUCCUUUAUUAUACUAUCAUUACUUGUUAGCAUGCCCCACUAUUCCGCACAAAUUAACAAACUAUGCUUUCAAAACUAUCUGGCAAAUUUUAAAUUUACUGUUUCUCCUUGUAACUAUUAGAAAACCAGACAUUAUUUUAGUCCAAAAUCCACCUGCAAUACCAGCUCUACUUGUUUGUUGGGUUUUUUCAAAAGUAGUUGGGAGUAAAUUAUACAUUGAUUGGCAUAAUUAUGCCCAUAGCAUUAUGGCACUAAAUCUCUCCAAGGAUAAUAUGUUAGUAAAAAUCACGAAAAGGGUUGAAAUGUUUGUUGGAAGGAAAGCUGACCACAAUUUUUGUGUAACAAAUGCCAUGAAGAAAGAUUUGUGUGAAAACUGGAAUAUAAGUGCAGUAACUUUAUAUGAUAAACCACCAAAAAUAUUUAGAUCAAUUUCUUUGGAGGAAAAGGAUAUUUUUCUGAAAAGGCUUGGAAAACGUUAUAACCAAAUAAUUUCCCGAGAUGGUUCUACAGUUUUUACUGAAAAUACAAAUGAUGGCGUCCGUUUGAAACCUUCCAGACCUGGUUUGUUGGUAUCAAGCACAAGUUGGACAGAAGAUGAAGAUUUCUCAAUUUUAUUUUCUGCUUUACAAGAAUAUGAGGAUCAUAUUGAAAAUGGAAAUCAAAGAAAAUUGGCCCAGCUGAUAUGUUUUAUUACGGGAAAAGGACAUCUGAAAGAGUACUACUGUUCAAAAAUUGCCAAACAAAAUUGGAAAAACGUGUGCGUUAUUACUCCCUGGCUGGAAUCUAAUGAUUAUCCUUUGAUGUUGGCAUCUGCCGAUUUGGGGGUUUGUCUCCAUACAAGCUCCAGCGGAUUGGAUUUGCCAAUGAAAGUUGUUGACAUGUUUGGAUGUGGUCUACCAGUUUGUGCGUAUGAUUUCGAAUGUUUAGAUGAAUUGGUUCAUCAUGGAAUCAAUGGUUACAAAUUCAAAUCUUCAAGAGAUUUAGCAGAACAACUACAAAACUGGUUUGAGUAUUUCCCUAACUCACAAAUUCAGCAAGCGACUGAGAAGAAAUUCAAAGCUGAAUUACAUACAUUCCAAAUGUUACGUUGGCAGGAGAACUGGACUAAAAUUGCUUCAGAAACUUUUGCUUAAUGUUUAUUUAUCAGUGAAUGAAUAAAUGAGUUUUUCCUAAUUA